AUGGUUGAAUGGAUGUGGUUACAAAACUCAAGGUUGAACUGGGCAUUGAAGGGUGAUAGGAAUACCAGAUUCUUCCAUGUGAUGGCUAGGAGCAGACAAAGCAAGAAUGAGUUAGUAUCCAUUAUAGGAGGGGAUUCAGUGAUUGAGGAACCUUAUCAUGUGAGGAGGGAAGUAUAUGAUCACUUUAGGAAGCAUUAUGCAGAAGAGUGGGUGGUGAUAAAAGGGGAUGUGAUCAAUUUUAUGAAGGAUUUCCAUAAGAAUGGUAGAUUGGUGAAGGGAUUGAAUAACUCUUUUAUCACUCUUAUUCCUAAAAAGGAGAACCCUGUGGGACUUUCUAAUUUUAGGCCUAUUAGCCUUGUUAGUUCAGUGUAUAAAAUUUUAACCAAGAUAUUGUCAAAAAGGCUAAAGGCAGUGCUUCCUUGUGUUAUCAGUGAAACUCAAAUCAACUUUUCUUGGGGGGAGAAAUAUCCUUGA
Camellia sinensis is the source of this 474-nucleotide messenger RNA. Lineage: Eukaryota; Viridiplantae; Streptophyta; Magnoliopsida; Ericales; Theaceae. The record is from RefSeq and is a predicted model, not a curated record.